Arabis nemorensis is the source of this 963-nucleotide messenger RNA. NCBI's taxonomy places the organism in Eukaryota, Viridiplantae, Streptophyta, Magnoliopsida, Brassicales, Brassicaceae. The record is from the annotation of a GenBank genome assembly.
AUGAAUCAGAAUCUAAGAAACGCCAUUGUUGCAUUCCUUGCUCCACUUCCUUCUAUCGUCUUCUACCUCUCAUUUCUCCUUAAUUACUCUUCAAUUUCAACUUCCGAGCUUUCCUACAUUCAUUCAUGGUGUUUGAAUCAUCCGCUUCUGUUGGCAAAUCUUCUCUUCUUCUUUAACGUCAAUGUCCUCUUCUGGGUCAUCGGUUUAAUCCAAUCUAGCCACUGGAUGAUCGAUGUGUACUGGACUGUGAUACCUGUAAUGCUGGUUCAUUACUUCGCGUCUCAUCCAUUAGGACAGUACAAUAAGUGGAGAUCCAUGGUUGUCGUGAUUCUGACAUGGAUUUGGAGUAUUAGGUUGACUCAUAACUAUUUCCGGCGGGAAAAUUGGGAAUGGGGUGCUAGAGAAGACUGGAGAUUCAACGAUUUACGGAAACAGUACGGUAAACACUGGUGGUGGCUCUCCUUCUUCUCCGUUUACGUUUCACAGCAGAUAUUUCUCAUUGGGAUAUGUCUACCUUUAUACGUAAUUCAUUCCGUUGAUGCGCCACUAAACAUCUGGGACUUCAUUUCCUCGGCUAUCUGUUUGACGGGGAUUGUGAUGGCAUACUACGCAGACACUCAACUUCACGAGUUUGUAACCGGAAACCAAAAACUCAAGGAGCAAGGAAAGCCUAAAAUCCCGAACCUCGACACGGGUUUGUGGCAUUACUCUAGACAUCCUAAUUACUUGGGAGAGCAAUUGUGGUGGUGGGGAUUGGUCAUAUUUGCUUGGAACCUUGGUCAAGGAUGGACUUUGAUAGGUGCAUUGGUCAAUACUCUCUGUUUGGUCUAUGUAACAAUCCUUGUCGAGCGUCGGAUGCUGAAACAAGAGUACAGAGCUGAAGCUUAUAGAGCGUAUCAGAAGACAACAUCGGUGUGGAUUCCAUGGUUCAAAUCCCAUGCUGCUAAAGACAAGAACAUUUGA